CAGACUAACCUACACAGGUGUCAGCUGAGCCAAACAGUCUUCCUCCAGUGUCCCAGGUUUACUGUCCUACCUGAAUGUCUUCAUUCUGUGCAGAGCCUUAGAAGCUCUGGAAUUUCCUGUCUGACUGCAUUAUAAUAUUCAUCUGUCACAAGAAGGUGGGGAUGAACCAGACACGAAUCACUGAGGUCAUUCUCCUAGGAUUCCAGGUUGACCCCUCUCUGGAGAUGCUCCUGUUUGGGCUGUUCUUGCUGUUCUACUGCUUCACUUUGAUGGGAAAUGGGAUCAUCCUGGGGCUCAUCUGCCUGGAUGCUAGGCUGCACACUCCCAUGUACUUCUUCCUCUCACAUCUGGCCAUAGUUGACAUGUCCUACGCCUCCAGCACUGCCCCUAAGAUGCUGACAAAUAUGGUGAUGCACCAAAAAAGCAUCUCCUUUGCUUCAUGCAUACUUCAGACAUUUUUAUAUCUGGCUUUUGCAGUGACAGAGUGUUUGAUUCUGGUAGUGAUGUCAUAUGAUCGCUUUGUAGCUAUCUGUCACCCUUUGAAAUACACACUGAUCAUGAGCUGGAGAGUAUGCUCCAUCCUGGCUGCCACUUGCUGGGUGUUUAGCUUCCUCUUGGCCUCACUUCAUAUCACACUCAUCCUAAGACUCCCAUUCUGUGGGCCACAAAAAAUCGAUCAUUUUUUCUGUCAAAUCAUGUCAGUAUUCAGAUUAGCCUGUGCAGACACAAGACUCAACCAAGUCGUUCUUUUUGCAGGCUCUGUGAUGGUCUUACUGGGGCCCCUGUGCUUGGUGUUAGUCUCCUAUACACGAAUCCUGGUGGCCAUCUUGGGGAUCCACUCAGGGGAGGGCCGCAAAAAGGCCUUCUCCACCUGUUCCUCCCAUCUCUGUGUGGUUGGACUCUUUUUUGGCUGUGCCAUCGCCAUGUACAUGGCCCCCAAAUCCAAACAUUCUCAAGAACAGAGAAAGAUCCUGUCUUUGUUUUACAGCCUUUUCAACCCUAUGCUCAACCCUCUGAUCUACAGUUUGAGGAACACAGAGGUAAAAGGUGCCUUAAGAAGAGCUCUUUGGAAACAGAGAUCCCUGUGAGGUUGUUUAAGAAUCUUCCAUGUCAGGCUAAGCAGUGGUGGUACUCACCUUCAGUCCCAGUAUUCAGGAGGCAGAGGCAGGCAGAUCUGAAUUUGAAGCUAGCCUGGUCCACAGAGUGAGUGUACAGACAAUCAAGGAGUCAAUGCUAUACAAACAAACACAAGCAUCAAAAAAUAAAGAAUAUUCCAUAUCAUGAUCCUGGGAUUGAAUUUUCCCAAGUCUUUUAAUUUAUCAAAA
This is a messenger RNA of Mus pahari (shrew mouse), 1325 nucleotides long. Its product is annotated as olfactory receptor 2A12. Gene Ontology annotation, cellular component: membrane. Gene Ontology annotation, molecular function: G protein-coupled receptor activity; olfactory receptor activity. The coding region runs from base 162 to 1088 and encodes 308 amino acids. The record is from RefSeq and is a predicted model, not a curated record. Gene Ontology annotation, biological process: G protein-coupled receptor signaling pathway. Lineage: Eukaryota; Metazoa; Chordata; Mammalia; Rodentia; Muridae. The transcript has 2 exons.